UUUUGAAACGCCUCCAGCAUAAUGAUGUAUUAGUAACAGCUUAACUGUUGAGUGAGACAGACGCGCAAAAUACAUUUGACUUAAUCUUUAUAAGGAAUAUGGCGUCUGAAGAGGAUGAUAUCAAGUUCGUGAGCAAGCUGGACGAGGAGAGUAAGAAGAAGGCGAAGAGGGAACUGAAUGAGCUCAACGACACAGAUAGAAUACUUGCUGUACAAUCGUUUAGACAGUGGAUAUUACAACAGAAAUGGCUGAAAACACCUACAGAUUUUAGCUUUCUAUUAAAAUUUCUAAGAGCUAGAAAAUUUAGUCAACUGGAAGCGAGAAAAACGCUGGAAAAUUACUGGACGUGUAAAACAAAAACACCAGACUGGUUCAGAAAUGUGGACCCUUCUGAACCAGCCAUACAGGAAAUCCUUAAAACUGGCUUCUAUAUUAUACCCAAGCAGUUAGACAAGUACGGCAGAAGAGUCGUUAUAGAAAAACUUGCGAGACUGGACUUAAAUGAUGUAAAGAAGAAAUGGGGAGUGGCCAAUUUAUACCGGGUGAUUGCGCUGGUAUGUGACUGGGCAAUGAGGGAUGAGAACGUGCAAGUAAAUGGCCUCGUAGUGUUUGUAGACAAUACAGACAUUACUAUGAAUCACAUGUUGACCUUAUUUGGUCAAGAAAAUGGAAAAAGAUUAAUGCAGUUUUGGCAGAACUCUAUGCCAGCAAGAGUGAAGGGCCUUCACUUGUAUAAUGAGCCAAUAUUUUAUGAUGCAAUGUAUGCGUUAAUAUCACCUCUGAUGAAACAGAAGUUGAAAGAUCGGAUGUUUUUACACGGAAAUAGCUUAACAAAGGUGUACGAUGAGAUAGGUAUGUCUGCAUUACCUGAUGAGUAUCUGCCGGACGGUUAUGAGGGCCCGCGAGUGGGGACACAAGAAAGUAUUGUUGAUGAAAUGAUAGAAGACAUGAUGAGCCCUGAAUUCCGGGAAUAUAUUAAAGAUCUUUCUUGUGAAAAAUAUAGAGUGGACUUGAAAGAAAGAAAAGAAGAUGAUACUCCUACAGAGUCUUUCAGAAAGCUCAAUGUAGAGUGAAAUUAAUGGUGUUCCGUCGUUACUCUGCCAUCUGCAAACGGUUAAAGUACAUGUUUAUUUAGUUUCUUCUGUCUUCUGCGAAGGCUUUCAAUACAUGUUUUUGGUUCUUAAGCAUUGUUUUCUUAUAUAUAACUUACAUUUUUACAUAACUUUUGCAAUGUGGCUUUCCAUUGUGGAUAUUCAUUCUUGUUUGUUAUGUUGUCUUCCUUUUCUAUAUAUAUUUUUAUGGACAUUUCUAUGUUUUAAAAUAUCGUAACUUACCAUUACUCCUGUUAAAGAAUCGGGGUCAUCUAGCGGGAAAAUUCUUGUAACUUUAGAACAUCAUACGGGCACCUGACGGGUAUGACGGGAAUAACUCUUUUAAGUUUUGAACAUUUUUUGGUACCUGACAGGAAUAACUCUAUAGACUGUAGAUUUUUUGGUCACCUGAUGGGAAUGACGGGAGUAACUCUUGUAACUUUAGAAAAUGUUGGGGGUACCUAAGAUAAAUAACUCCAACUUUAGAAAGUUCUGGCCCCAAUUUCGCGAAAAAAAAACAACAAAAGUAAUUACUUAGUUAAGUCUGUUUUUUCAAAAUUGUGUUAUUGCUUAAUUUAUUGUUAUUAGUCCCCUACUGGUUGAAAACCAGUUUCGGGGACUAUAGGAAUGCGCUUUUCCGUCAUUCCGUCCGUCCGUCUGUCCGUCCGUCCGCAAUUUCGUGUCCGGUCCAUACCUCUGUCAUCCAUGAAGGGAUUUUAAUAUUACUUGGCACACAGAUGUUCCCCAUGAUGAGACGACGUGUCAUGUACAAAACCCGGACCCCUAGCUUAAAGGUCAAGGUCACAAUUGGAGGUCAAAGGUCAACAUGGCUUUUUUCCUGUCCGGUCCAUAACUCUCCCAUCCAUGAAGGGAUUUUAAUAUUACUUGGCACAAAUGUACUUCAUAAUAAGACGAUAUGUUGUGCACAACUUUCAGACCCCUUGCUCAAAGUUUAAGGUCACACUUAGCAGUCAAAUGUUAACAUGGCAUGAACAGGGUCUGUUUCGUAUCCGGUUCUUAACUCUGAUAUUCAUAAAGGGAUUUUAAUAUCACUUAGUACAAGUGUUCCCCAUGAUGAGGCGACGUGUCAUGUGCAAAUCCCGGACCCCUAGCUCAAAGGUCAAGGUCACAAUUUGGGGUCAAAGGUCAACAGAGUUUUUUUCCUCUCCGGUCCGUAACUCUGUCAUCCAUCAAGGGAUUAUAAUAGUACUUGGCAUAAAUGUUUCCCAUGAUGGGGCGACAUGUCAUGCGCAACACCCAGAACCAAAGCUUAAAAGUCAAUGUCACACUUUGAGAUCAAAGGUCAAUAGGAUUUUUUCCUGUCAGGUCUAUAACUUUGUCAUGCAAAACAGGAUUUAAAUAUCAGUUGGCACAAAUAUUCCCCUGGAUGAGACAACAUGUCAUGCGCAAAACCCGGGCCCAAGGUCUAAUGUCAAGGUCACACUUAGAGACCAAAGGUCAGAUACAAGAAUGACUUUGUGCGGAGCAUUUCUUCUUCAUGCAUGGAGGGAUUUUGAUGUAACUUGGCACAAAUGUUCACCAACAUGAGACGGAUUGUCUUGCCCAAGAACUAGGUCCCUAGGUCUAAGGUCAAUGUCAUAUCUAGAGGUCAAAAGUCAAAUUUGUCAGGAGCAUUUCUUCUCCAUGCAUGGAGGGAUUUUGACGUAAUUUGGCACAAAUGUUCACCACCAUGAGGCACCCUUGUUUUUAGAAUUACAUCCCUUUGUUUUACUAUAAAUAGAUUAUAUUGUAACUUUUUUUAUUAGUGGCCGUAGAGAAAAAUCGAGACCACUUUUCUGUUGUACAACAUGCAUGUUACAUCCAAUUUUAAUUUUUAGGUGUAUUUUGACCUAUCUCUACCUGGUAAAGAGUUUCUUGUGGACUUAUAUUAUAUAGAUUUUUUUUUUUUUGUUACUAUAAAUAACUUAUAUGAUAACUUUUUUAUAAUCGGCCAAACAAAUCAAUAUGAAAGCAACUGGUUGUUUUUAUAUAUGCAAAUUUUAAUCCAAGUGUGUUGUUAUAACAUAUUGUUUAUACAUCAUUGACAGAUAUCAGUUCAUUUUGUUAUACUGCAGUUGAGAAAAUUAGGUGCCUUCCAGUAGGGGACUUUGUAUUGCAUGGCAAUACUUUAUUCACUUGUUUAAUGUUGAUUUUUUCGCUAACAGUGUAUUAUAUAGCUGAAUUAUGAUAUGGUUAGUAGUAUUUGUUUGUGUACCUUUUCAGUCACGCAAAUGUGGUAUUUCUAUUUAAGCACGAUAUAACGACAUUAAGUAUUUUCUUAAGUAUAUUUCUUAUUUCUAUACUUCGUUUUCUGUAAAAUACAGAAUUAUUGUGUUUUAAUUAUGAAAUAGUCAUAUACGGUUCUGAUAUAGAUGAAAAAGUCAACAUUGAAGACGUAUAAAGGGCAAAACAAGCAUCUGAAAUAACAGACUUAGCUAAGCAAUUACUUAAGUUUAUUCAUAAAAUUGGGACCUAGGCAACUGGCGGAAAUUACUCUUGUAACAUAUGAACAUGGUGGGCACCUGACAGGAGUAACUCUUUUAAGCUGAUACCAUUUUGGGCAUCUGGCGGGAAUAACUCUUAUGUUUCUAGAACAUGAUGGGUCACCAGAAGGGAAUAACUCUUGUAACUGUAGAACAUGGUUGGUUACUGUAGAACAUUGUUAGAAUAACCCUUGUAAUUUUAGAACAUUUUUUGGACACCUUUAGAACAUAAUUGGGCACUUGACGGGAAUAACACUUGUAACUUUAGAUCAUCUUUUGGCACCUGACAGAAAUAGCUGUUGUAACUUCAGAACAUUAUUCGGCACCUGAAAGAAAUAACUCAAGAGCAUUAUUCGAAACCUUGCGGGAAUAACCCUUUAAACUUUAGAACAUGUUUGGGCACAUGGCGGAAAUUACUCUUGUAACUGGGCGCUGGGCAGGUACAACUGUUGUAACUUCAGAACAAUGUGGUACAAGGUGGUACACCUGGCGGGAAUAGCUUGUAACUUUAGAACAUUUUUGUGUACCUGUCGGGAAUAGCUUUUGUAGCUUUAGAACAUGUUUGGAACUCACGAAGGGCUUGGGGCAAAAGUAACGGGCUUACCAAAUUAUGUGUGAUGGAUGCAGUGUAUUUGAUGCCCCGCUGUGUUAUCUGUGUAUAGUUUUGUUAAUAUAUUUUACACUGUAUUUCUGUAAGAAGUUCAGACAUGUAUUCACUCGAUAUUAUUAUGGAAACAUUUUAGUCAUACGCAUAUUGUCAUAUAUAUUUGCUUAAAAUCGGUCAAUGCAUUAAACUUAAAAAAGUUCA
This is a messenger RNA of Mercenaria mercenaria, 4382 nucleotides long. RefSeq names its product alpha-tocopherol transfer protein-like. The record is from RefSeq and is a predicted model, not a curated record. The coding region runs from base 99 to 1073 and encodes 324 amino acids. Gene Ontology annotation, cellular component: membrane. Gene Ontology annotation, molecular function: phosphatidylinositol bisphosphate binding. NCBI's taxonomy places the organism in Eukaryota, Metazoa, Mollusca, Bivalvia, Venerida, Veneridae. The transcript has 8 exons.